UCUGUCCCUUGCUAUGUCCAACUAUCUCGAGGUGACAUCAGAGGAAGAAGUGGAUCAGGUCUGCUGGGGUUUCCUUUCAAGCCAGCUCUAACUCAUUGGUCUACUUGCUGGGCGGCGUGGCCUUUCCCUACCCUCCACUCACUGUAUACGAGUCAGUACCUGCUGGGUCACGAACAUUCUCGUUAGUCCAACAGUCCGACAAAAUGGGUACGACCAGAUACUCAUCUCGGGUCUGCCUAACCUGUAAGUCCGGUAAAAGAAAAUGCGACAAAGUGCUACCGGUGUGUUCGCGAUGCGCGAGGCUCCAGUUGACAUGUGUAUAUGAGGGCGCCGAUGAUAUACAGUCUCAUGCAGCACCCUCGCUCCAUCAAGCACUUUUCAAGUCUAAGUCAUCGAACGCCUGGCUGCGCAGCGCUUACACUGCAAUGCAAAAAGACCGAAGCUUGUAUCUGAAGAAUGCAAACACAUACUUUGGUACAGUUCACAAGUGGCUCCCUCUCAUGAAUAAAGAAUCCUUUAAAGCGCGCUGGGAAGAACCUUCCUUUGAGCCAACCACCGAGGACUGUCUCCUGCUCUUGAGCAUGUGCUUAAUAAUUCAGCGCCCAGAUGAACAGCAAAGCCCAUCCAUGAUGGAAACAGAGCAGUACCACGCAGUGAAGCACUUAUUCCAGCAUGCAUUCACAGACAGUAUCAGUAGUCCAUUGGUAGCCGUACUUCAAGCAGGCGUACUUCUGGCGACUUACGAGUAUGGCCAUGGCAUGGUGCAUGCCGCCCAUAGCACGGUCUACUCAUGCAUCUCUGCCGCUAUCACAUUGGGCCUUCACCAAUCGAAGGCCUGCUCGUGCUCCAGGUUUAGUGCCGGCUGGAAAGACCAGGGUGAGGGCGCCUAUGUCUGGUGGGCCCUUGUAAUUAGCGAGAGAAUAUUUUGUCUGUGGCGCCCAGACGAGGGUCGACUGCCCAUCACACGUGUUGUAAAUGAAAUAGAUCUCUUGCAUGACCUGGACAUACCAGAAAGCUUCGCCGACUCGAAUAAUAUUCCAGCAGGGGAUAGGUCGCCCGAGGCGAACUUCUACCGUCAGGUCCAGUCUUCUAUUUUAAUUGGACAUAUACUGGAACAAAUCAAUUCUCCGGACCCUGAUCAGGACGAAAGCAAAUCCGCGUUCCGAAUCCUCGAUUCGCGGUUACGCCGCGCUAUUGAGAUCAACCUGGGCGCAGAAGCAAAUCAUCUGGGCUCUGCUAGUGAAGCUCUUGCCAUGAACAGAAGUUCUUUAAUCGUCUUACAUCAAUGGCAAUAUGACCGAGUCUCAAAGUCCAAUCAUCGCCUCGACAGUAUGCAACAGUCACGCAUGGUUUUGGAAUCAAUGACUACCAUUAUGGUGGAUACUGUUCAUGAAUUUCUCCCACGUAUUUAUGCUGGCUGGCCCAAGUCACAUCAUCCACAGGGCACUCAAUCUGUGUUUCAGGCUGCGAAUGUCUUACUUUCAUUGUUGCAUACCACGACGGAUAGAAGCGCGUUGGAUGCACUGAAAGAAAUGCUGACGCUUCAGUCGUGCAGAUGGAGAAUUGCAAGUAGGUAUAGCCCUCCCCUGUAAGACCAUGCACUUAUUCAUAUCAGGGGGGUACCUUGAAUUCAUAAACGAGCAAGAAUAUUCUUUAGAUCAAAAUACAAUGCGCUCU
Messenger RNA from Aspergillus alliaceus, 1677 nucleotides. RefSeq lists its product as uncharacterized. Gene Ontology annotation, biological process: regulation of DNA-templated transcription; DNA-templated transcription. Lineage: Eukaryota; Fungi; Ascomycota; Eurotiomycetes; Eurotiales; Aspergillaceae. The record is from RefSeq and is a predicted model, not a curated record. Gene Ontology annotation, cellular component: nucleus. The transcript has 4 exons. Bases 204 to 1592 code for a protein of 462 amino acids. Gene Ontology annotation, molecular function: zinc ion binding; DNA-binding transcription factor activity, RNA polymerase II-specific; DNA binding.